GCCUCCGUUGCUGUUGCCGCACCCCGGGGGAGCCACCGCUGUCGCCGUAGUCGCCUGAGGAGAAGUUUGAGGAGGGAAGCGGUUGCCGCGCUCGAAGUCUUGCCGGGAAGUGUGUUGUCGUUGCGCUGCCCGCUGCACGGGAAUGACCAUGGAUAAAAGUGAGCUUGUGCAGAAAGCGAAACUCGCUGAGCAGGCUGAACGUUAUGAUGACAUGGCUGCUGCCAUGAAGGCAGUCACUGAGCAAGGGCAUGAAUUGUCCAAUGAAGAGAGGAACCUCCUUUCGGUAGCCUACAAGAAUGUGGUAGGUGCCCGACGUUCUUCCUGGCGAGUGAUUUCCAGCAUUGAACAGAAGACAGAGAGGAGUGAGAAGAAGCAGCAGAUGGGCAGAGAGUACCGUGAGAAAAUCGAAGCAGAAUUGCAGGAUAUCUGCAAUGAUGUUCUGGAGCUCUUGGACAAGUACCUUAUUCUCAAUGCCACACAACCAGAAAGUAAGGUCUUCUACUUAAAGAUGAAAGGUGAUUACUUCAGAUAUCUCUCAGAGGUGGCAUCUGGAGACAAUAAACAAACCACAGUAUCAAACUCCCAACAAGCUUACCAGGAAGCAUUUGAAAUUAGUAAGAAAGAAAUGCAGCCCACACACCCAAUUCGACUUGGCUUGGCUCUCAAUUUCUCUGUCUUUUACUAUGAAAUACUAAAUUCACCUGAGAAAGCUUGCAGUCUGGCAAAAACGGCCUUUGAUGAAGCAAUAGCUGAACUGGAUACACUGAAUGAAGAAUCUUACAAAGAUAGUACUCUGAUCAUGCAGUUACUCAGGGACAAUCUCACUUUAUGGACUUCAGAAAACCAAGGUGAUGAAGGGGAUGCUGGCGAGGGAGAGAACUAAUGGCUAUCAUGCUUCACUGUCUGUUCAAUAUCACUCUGUACCCUACACAUAUAUCCCUUUGUGCGACAACGAAUCGUACGUCAACUUUUCACAACCUCAGCAUAGCAAAAAGUCCGUAGGGUGAACAGUUGGUGUUUGUAUCAAAAACUGAGAUUGGUAAAACAAAUAACGAUGGCAUUCUGGAGUUUGAUUCUGAUUAACAUUGACAGUUAGGAUUACUGAGUGUUUCUCUUUUUCUCUCUCUCUCUCUCUCUUUUUUUUUUUUAAACUGAACACUGUGAUUAUGGGGUUUUGUAACUUAGCAGAACUCUUACUGGUAGAAAAAAAAAGUAGACCUGAAUUAUGUGUGACUUUUUUGAAAGUUUAAUCUGAUAUCCAAAUAGUCAAAGUACAAUUCUGUUGUAAAGUUGUACAGAAAGUUAUAGAGAUUAUAUUGUGACACUGGGAUGAGGAAUGAAACACCCAUCUGGUAGUAUUCCAGCUCAUUGACAACUGAAAGUGAUUCCACCUAUUAUUUGGGCUUCAGAUUUCAUCACUUUGGGCUGUUUAUAGUCCAGAACCAGUGAAAGCCACUGUCACACUUUUCCUUUUCCUCUGGGCAAGAUGGACCCCUGACCUCCAAAUUCCUUUGUGACAGUCACCUGGAUUUUGAAGCUGAAUAAGGUCUAAUGCACAUAUAACCUAGAAUCAUGGGAUUUCUGAAUUGGAAGUACCUCUCAACAGCUAUCAAGUAUAUCCCUUUCCCAUAGCAAUAAGUUACCAAUUUGCAACUUAUGCUUAAAUAGUGGAAUCAUCCUUUAAUUGUGACAAGUGAGCUGAAGCAAGAAAAGAUGCAUAUUUUAUGAAUGGCCUUAUCUGUUUGCUGGAUAUUACCUUUAAGAAUAAUGUACUUACAAGAUUGCCUUUCUCUAGGAAAAUUUAAAACAAAAAACCUUUAGGGUAUUCCCAAUUUAGAACUCAAAAUGCAGUCUCCAGCCAUUCUUUCCACA
Dromiciops gliroides (monito del monte) is the source of this 1872-nucleotide messenger RNA. RefSeq names its product tyrosine 3-monooxygenase/tryptophan 5-monooxygenase activation protein beta (gene YWHAB). The transcript is spliced from 6 exons. The record is from RefSeq and is a predicted model, not a curated record. Gene Ontology annotation, cellular component: cytoplasm. Gene Ontology annotation, biological process: signal transduction. The coding region runs from base 143 to 883 and encodes 246 amino acids. Lineage: Eukaryota; Metazoa; Chordata; Mammalia; Microbiotheria; Microbiotheriidae.